CAGAUGAAAAGUAUAGGAGCUUAGUUUGCUUAGAUGAUUCGGUACAAUACAUUUGAAGUUAGCUGGCUACAACUUACAAGCGCAUACUAAAAACAUACCUCAAACAACCUAAGUUAAGAUCCACGACCCGAAACUGUUUGCGAUACCAUACCAUAUAAUACCACGUACAACACAUUACGUCGGCGCCGAUUUGAUCCAUAUUCCCAAAUUGCUCAGAGUUGACCUAGUAGCAUUAGGUACAGAAAUAAAUAAUUAGAUACCACAACUACCCGUCGAUCCAACCGUCGAUCCCUCUCUUUAAUACCUAAUCGAAGACUUGCGAAUAUUCGUCUUAAACAGCCUCCUGAACUUCAUACCUCCCUCCUCGAGAUCGAUCAAGUUGCGCCGGCGAGUGGGAGUCGCAACUUAUAUUUCCUGGCGUCUUAUGCAGGACGUUUACAUAGCUUCGGCAUAGAUAUGAUUCCCCGGUAGCCUCUCGCGAGCUUUGUCAAUAAGCCUUUAGGCUUCCCUCGCAAUGUUUUCCAACUCAGAAGCCCGCAAGUCUGUUGACAGCCUACCACCUUUAUCACCCACCUCCCGAAACGAAUUUCCAUUUCAUCGCCAAGGCUCUGUCGCUUCCCAUCACGCUGCACGACGAGGUUCGACUGCGAGCUCCAUACAUUCUAUUCGUUCUAUUCGUUCUAUAGGGGGUCAUCUCGAUACGUCGAGUAGUUGGUCGCAAACUGUUCACGAGACAGGCCAAAAUGCUAUCUCUACUCUACUUCAACCGCCGAUAGUCCGGACUGGUUUACUGCCGCAUACCUCAGCUCCCGCUUCUAGUGCCCACAAGCCACCCACCGCACGAGAUAUUCCACCUGUUACAUUGACCAACAUACCCCAUGUGGAUUCUUCUGACUUCAAGCCUUAUUUAACGCAGGUUGGAGCUUUAUAUGAACAGUUAAGGCGGGUGAAGGAAAGCGACGAUGACGGCAGCGAGCUUGUGUUUGGACGUGGCAGGGUUGAAGAGUUUGCGAGUGCGAUAGACGACGGGCGUUUGAAACCUGGUAGCCGUCCAUCAAGCUCUCGAAAAGUGUCAGGGUCUUCCAUUAGGCCUAUAUCACCUAUAGAACAGCCUUCCGUACGCCCGAUGCGUAGAAGAUCUAGUUCUAGCUUCAGUCGAAAAGGGGCAUCCCAAGGUCCGCCUCCUUUGUCCACUAUUCCGAACGUCUACUUCGACGAAGAUUUCCAUUUGGAGAAUCCUCGUACAUUUGACGUCGUUAGUGAACGGUCCGAGGUUGUACAGCAGCCUCCCGGUUCUACCGGGGGAAAGAAUGCUCCCAAUGGGGAUGCGCCGGCCCCACGCAAAACUCUUGCUACAAAUGCGAUAUUGCAAGAGAAACUAUCAUGGUAUAUGGAUACUAUUGAAAUGCACCUCAUCUCGUCUAUAUCAACAGCUUCCACGACAUUCUUUACGGCCUUGGGAUCUCUAAGAGAAUUGCACUCUGAGGCAGCCGAAUCGGUGCAAAAGAUAAAGGCGCUGCGGCAAGAGCUUGAGAACCUUGACCAAGAAAUUGCUACUAAUGGGUUAGAAAUUGUCCAAAAGCAACGACGACGAGAGAACCUACAGCAGUUGAAUGAUGCCGUAAAACAGUUAAAAGAGAUUGUCGAGUCAGUCGCGGCAUGUGAGACUUUAGUAGACUCAGGGGAGAUCGAAAAAGCAUUAGAAAGUAUCGAUUCUCUUGAGAAGUUAAUAGCUGGAGAACGGAUACCACAGCCCGGCAAGGUCGAAAAUCACAACUACCAGCUGUGUGAUCUCAGGGACGCCGUUGCCCUUCAGGGUGUAAACGACGAUAUUUCCGCUUUGCGUUUCCGCAUCGGCAAAGCGCUCGAGACCAGAUUCAUCGAUACGUUACUGGGCGAUUUGAAGAACCAUGUUGAUACUGUCUCACCCCAGGAGGUUUUAUUGAGAUGGAGUAGCUCAGCCAUGCGAUCUCGCGGUGCGCUUAGCAGAGAACCGACGGGGAAUCCGGCUUAUUUGGCCGCAACUAGAGGUCUCCGCUCCCAACUAAUGCCAAUAUUAGACGGGUUGCACCGUUCAAAGCACGUCACAAUCGCCAUUGCAUCCUAUCGUGAGGUUGUCUUGCGAGAAAUCCGGCAGCUUAUUAAACGACCUCUUCCGACCUCCAACGAUGACGACAAUGAAUCUGUAAUGUCUGCAUCUACAAUGAGCUCGAAACGCUUAACCCAGCAGGAAAGGUCAUCCAUCCUUGCCCGAAAUCUCCGGGCGCUCGACGAGCAGGACGCCGAAACCCUCUUCGUUAAGAUGUACAUCAGUGUCACAGAGACACUACGGAGGCUGAGUACUCAGGUUAAAGUACUAUUUGACGUUGCAAGCUCCUUGGGACAGGAACCCCUGGAUUUUGACGCCGGUCUGAAGUCGCCGCCUCCUCUCAAGUCACCGCCUCUUAAUAGCGCAAACCGCGAUUUACAGGAGGAUAUUCAUCUAACUAUGGACUUGGCUAAUCUUUACGGCCAAGCGGUUGAUAUCUCGCAGGACAAAAUCGUAAAAGUACUUCGCGUCAGGUCUGAACAAAGCACCCAUCUUCCCUUAAUAUGGUUCUUGCGGUACUUUACACUUAAUCUCUAUUUUGCAAAUGAGUGCGAGGCUAUUUCUGGCCGAAGCGGCACCUCGCUGAAAAAUAUCGUCAACUCCCAAAUUAAAGAUUUCAUCCAAUCGCACGGCGAUGCAGAGAAGCAAAAGCUGGCCCAGGGCAUGGAGUCUGAUCAGUGGAGCGCCAAAGAUUUCACAGACGAAAACAAUAUCUUACUUCAACGUAUACUUGACAGUAGUACCAAGGAUAGUGACGCUUGGUCAAAAGGAAGCAAAAUUUGGUUACCAUUCUCCGAAACGGAUAGCAAGAAGACUUCCAACGGGCGACCAAGAGCGGAGUCUAACGGCGGAACGAAGGAGAGGACGAGGAGUGCAACAAUAGAUGACGAGACAUUCAUACUUCCCAAUUCGGCAAUACUAUGCCUGGAAGGAAUGUCUCACUUCUUACACCUGAUAUCUGGGAUCCCAUCCAUGGCAUCUGACGUAUCUAGCUCUCUGAUCGCAUACUUGCAGCUUUUUAAUUCUCGGUGUACACAACUUAUCCUAGGCGCGGGCGCUACUCGUUCAGCAGGUCUGAAAAAUAUCACGACAAGACAUCUGGCGCUCGCAUCGCAAGCGCUAGCAUUUAUCUCUACGCUCAUCCCCCACGUCCGCGAAUUCGUUCGUCGACACGCAGGUUCAGGCCCCAACGUCAACAACGCUAACCUUGCUAACCUUAUGGGCGAGUUCGACAAGGUUAAGCGCUUGUUCCAAGAACACCAGAACAGCAUUUACGACAAAUUGGUGGAGAUCAUGAGCGCCCGCGCCUCGGCACAUGCGAAGAGCAUGAAGGCACUCGAUUGGGACCAAAAGACCGAGUCAACCGUAAACUUGUACAUGGAAACGUUGGUCAAAGAGACCGUGACGCUUCAUAGGGUUCUCACGAAGCAUUUACCCGAAGGUACUGUAAGGUUGAUCAUGACGCCCGUCUUCAAUAGUUAUAAGAGCCAGGUGGGCAAAACGCUACAGGGACUAGAGCCUAAAACCGAGACAGGUGUCAAGAGGAUGGAAUCCGAUAUCGAGUACCUUAUUAGUAGGCUAAGCAAAAUAGACGGUUUCGGGGAUACGGGGGAUACUCUACUUGGCAUCGUCAAAACAAAGAAGCCGGAGAAAGAACCGGAGCCGGUCAAGCAAGAGGACAAGCCCAAGUCCCCCAAGCCAGAUGAAGGUAGUUCGGAAGAAAAGAGCGGCAACGCAGACAAUGCAGGCGAAGCUGCGGAAAAAGUUACGGAAAGCAAGUCAUAGUUCUUUGGUCUUGUUUUGAUAUGUCAU
Messenger RNA from Daldinia caldariorum, 3901 nucleotides. Its product is annotated as Vps54-domain-containing protein. Gene Ontology annotation, biological process: Golgi to vacuole transport; retrograde transport, endosome to Golgi. The coding region runs from base 515 to 3874 and encodes 1119 amino acids. The transcript has 2 exons. Gene Ontology annotation, molecular function: syntaxin binding. Gene Ontology annotation, cellular component: GARP complex. NCBI's taxonomy places the organism in Eukaryota, Fungi, Ascomycota, Sordariomycetes, Xylariales, Hypoxylaceae. The record is from RefSeq and is a predicted model, not a curated record.